AUGAAGAUCUGCUCCUUGGCCCUGCUCACCCUGCUGCUGGCAGCCCCCUGGACUGGAAGCCAGGGCAUGUCCCUCCGCAGGUCCCACUCCGUGUGCUGCCACAAGGACAUGUUCAUCUGGCGGAAGAUCCCUGCACACAAAAUCAAGAGCUACCGGGACACAGCCUCCCUCUGCUCCCGCAAGGCUGUGAUUGUGGAGCUGCAGAAGGGAACUGUCUGUGUGGACCCAAAGGCGAGCUGGUUCCAGAAGUACCUGAAGGAAAAGAAGUCAAUCAGCACCUCCACGUGA
Messenger RNA from Myiozetetes cayanensis, 288 nucleotides. RefSeq names its product C-C motif chemokine 4-like. Bases 1 to 288 code for a protein of 95 amino acids. The transcript has 3 exons. Gene Ontology annotation, molecular function: chemokine activity; CCR chemokine receptor binding. Gene Ontology annotation, cellular component: extracellular region. The record is from RefSeq and is a predicted model, not a curated record. Gene Ontology annotation, biological process: positive regulation of GTPase activity; cellular response to interleukin-1; immune response. NCBI's taxonomy places the organism in Eukaryota, Metazoa, Chordata, Aves, Passeriformes, Tyrannidae.